UUGACUUCCUGAAUGUCUGAGCUUCACUGUACCCUCCUCCACUUCCCCCUCUGACCUCCACUCCCUCUUCAGCUCAGCUUCUCUCUUUCUGAGCUCACUCUGUCGUUGGCGUUCGCGUUGACUGGCCAGAGUCCGCGAGCUGAACACCCUCUUCUUUAUUUGAUCCACUACCUUCCUCUCCCUCUCUCUCUAUCCAUCUCUUCAGCUACUUACCCAUUCAUCUCUGUCCUGCCCUCAGGCCCACCAGCUGCUGGUUCCUUGCCUCAUUUCCUGGUCUGUUUCUAGCAUCUGAUUGGCCAUGGCGUAUCAUAGUUUCCUGCUGGAACCAAUUAGCUGCCAUGCCUGGAACAAAGAUCAAACCCAGAUUGCCCUCUGCCCCAACAACCAUGAUGUCCACAUCUACAAGAAAGAUGGAACCAAGUGGACCAAGACUCAUGAGCUGAAGGAGCACAAUGGGCAGGUGACAGGUAUUGACUGGGCUCCAGACAGUAACCGUAUUGUUACUUGCGGCGCAGACCGUAACGCUUAUGUGUGGACCCUCAAAGAGGGUGCAUGGAAGCCCACCCUGGUCAUCCUCAGGAUCAAUCGCGCUGCUCGCUGUGUGAAAUGGUCUCCUAAAGAGAACAAGUUUGCUGUUGGCAGCGGUUCACGUCUCAUCUCCAUCUGCUACUUUGAGCAGGAAAAUGAUUGGUGGGUAUGUAAGCACAUCAAGAAACCAAUCCGUUCCACCAUCCUCAGUCUGGACUGGCAUCCCAAUAAUGUCCUGCUGGCUGCUGGAUCCUGUGACUUCAAAUGCAGAGUGUUUUCGGCCUACAUUAAAGAGGUGGAGGAAAAGCCGGGCCCCACUCCCUGGGGCAGCAAAAUGCCUUUUGGGGAGAUGAUGUUUGAGUCUGGAGGGUCCGGAGCUGCAGCUCAGACUUCAGGAGGAGGCGGCGGUUGGGUGCACAGUGUGUGCUUCUCACACUCCGGGAACCGUCUGGCCUGGACCUCCCAUGAUUCCACUGUGUCUGUCGCAGAGGGAGGCAAGACCACCACGGUGAGCAGCCUGAGCUCUGAGACGCUUCCUCUGCUGUGUGUCACCUUCAUUACUGAGAACAGCUUAGUAGCAGCUGGCCAUGACUGUUACCCAGUGCUGUUUGUGUAUGACAGUGCCAAAGGCAGCUUGACAUUUGGCGGAAAGCUGGACGUUCCUAAGCAGGCGGCCCAGAAGGGCAUCAGCGCCAGGGAACGUUUCCAAAACCUGGACCGUCGGGCCUCAGAGACCCAGGGCACCGACAAAGACCUGAACACCCUCCAUAAGAACAGCAUCAGCCAAAUCUCAGUGCUGGCAGGAGGAAGAAACCAGUGCACCAAGUUCUGCACCACCGGCAUGGAUGGAGGAAUGGCCAUCUGGGAUGUCAAGAGUCUGGAGUCUGCGAUGAAGAACUUGAAGAUAGUCUGAACUGAAAUCGCCCAAAGUAUUGCAGCUUUUAGACAUAUGG
Monopterus albus (swamp eel) is the source of this 1481-nucleotide messenger RNA. It is a transcript of the gene arpc1b, whose product is annotated as actin related protein 2/3 complex, subunit 1B. Gene Ontology annotation, biological process: Arp2/3 complex-mediated actin nucleation. NCBI's taxonomy places the organism in Eukaryota, Metazoa, Chordata, Actinopteri, Synbranchiformes, Synbranchidae. Gene Ontology annotation, cellular component: Arp2/3 protein complex; actin cytoskeleton. The record is from RefSeq and is a predicted model, not a curated record. The transcript has 10 exons. Bases 299 to 1441 code for a protein of 380 amino acids. Gene Ontology annotation, molecular function: actin filament binding.